This is a messenger RNA of Geodia barretti, 483 nucleotides long. NCBI's taxonomy places the organism in Eukaryota, Metazoa, Porifera, Demospongiae, Tetractinellida, Geodiidae. The record is from the annotation of a GenBank genome assembly.
AUGGUCAAGGGACGACCGGACGGGAAGCCGAUUCCGCUCGUGCUCAGUUCGGUCACAGAUAUCCAUCGCGUCUCUCAAAACCUACCAGAUUUCUUCUUCCACCUCACAGACCGGUUUUGGCCCGGCGGUUUGACUAUCGUUAUUGAAAGUAAAGGAUUGCUGCCAGUGUUGACCGCUGGAGGUGGCACCGUCGGGGUACGGAUUCCAAACAAUCCACUGCUUUUGAAAAUUCUCCAAACGUUUGGUGGACCGAUGGCAAUAACGAGCGCGAAUCUCUCUGGAGAACCGCCAGCCACCUCUGCCCAAGAAAUUGGUGGAGAACUCGCCUCACGAAUUGAUAUGAUAGUCGAUGGAGGGAAGACCCCGGGUCCCAUUCCUUCUACAGUUUAUGACAUUUCUGUCUCACCGCCACUGGUUCGGCGACACGGCGUGAUUUCAGAAGAAACACUCGUCAAGGAGCUCGCGUGCUACAACAAGCCUUAA